GGAAGUGCAGUGUUUUUUCACAAUCAUGCGCGCCAUCCACCGGAUCCCGCCGCCUCCACCGCCGUCGUCGGCAUUCCCGCCGUAUGUGGCCAAGGACUUCUUUCGAUUUGAAAUUGUGCACCAGUCUACCAAGUCCAAGGCUCGCGUCGGCCGCAUCCACACUCCACACGGCGUCAUCGACACACCCGGGUUUGUUCCUGUCGGGACCAACGCAGCACUGAAGGGUAACGAACGCGGCGUUGUCGUCACAACUGAGCUCACGUUCCUUCGAAGGCGUGACCCAAGCUCAAGCUGAUGCAUCCGGCGCACAGCUCAUGUUUGCGAAUUCGUACCACUUGCUCCUUCAACCCGGCCCUGAAGUGAUUCGACAACACGGCGGGCUCCACACGUUUAUGAAUCGUUCUCGCCCGAUCAUCACCGACAGCGGAGGCUUUCAAGUGUUUUCACUAGCGUACGGAUCGGUGCACGAGGAGCUCAAGGGCAAGUCGUCCACCCACAGCAAGUACCGCGCGGCGAACCCGACGUCGGCCGUGGUCAAGAUCACCGAGGAAGGCGUGGUUUUCAAGUCGUAUCGGGAUGGCCGCCGCAUCUCGCUCACUCCCGAGUCCAGUGUCCAAAUCCAGAAAGCUUACGGCGCCGACAUCAUUAUCCCGUUCGACGAGCUGCCACCAUAUCACAUCACGCCAGACAAACUUGAAACCAGUGUCAUGCGCACCCAUCGGUGGGAAGCGCGAUCGCUUCAUGAACAUCUGAAACACGUCAAUCAGCAAGCCAUGUACGGCGUCGUCCACGGCGGCAUCGACCAACGCCUGCGACGCAUGAGCGCCGAGUACAUUUCGUCCCUCCCGUUCGACGGCCACGCCAUUGGCGGCAGCAUGGGGAAAGAUCGCACCGAAAUGAUGGACUUGCUGACGUUCUUGCGGCCGUUCCUCCCCGACGAGAAGCCGAUCCAUCUCCUCGGCAUCGCAGAUGAACCAUCGCUUCACCAGUGCGUCCCUCUCGGGAUCGACACGUUUGACUCGUGCUUCCCCACUCGCGCCGGUCGACAUGGCACGCUGUUUUCGGCGUCGCGAGGCGGCCCCCUCCACGUCGUGCGCGGCAAGUUCGCCGGGGACAAGGGCCCUAUUGAUGCAGAGUGCGCAUGCCCAGCAUGUACACAGCACUCGGUUGGGUACAUCCACCAUCUCUUCAAGGCCAAAGAGCCGACCGCGAUGAUGCUUGCGACGCUCCAUAAUCUCCACUACAUGGUGCGCCUCAUGACAACAUUCCGUCAACACAUUCUCGAUAACCGGAUCUAACGAACAAG
This is a messenger RNA of Aphanomyces invadans, 1306 nucleotides long. RefSeq names its product queuine tRNA-ribosyltransferase, variant. The coding region runs from base 315 to 1298 and encodes 327 amino acids. Gene Ontology annotation, molecular function: tRNA-guanosine(34) queuine transglycosylase activity. Lineage: Eukaryota; Oomycota; Saprolegniomycetes; Saprolegniales; Verrucalvaceae. The record is from RefSeq and is a predicted model, not a curated record. The transcript has 2 exons.